CCCAGGGAAAGGAGCGCGUCCUAGCCGCGCUUGCCCGCUGGGAAUUUGAAUUCGGCUCUAAUACUUGGUUGUGAUCGCCAUCCUCGCUCAGCUCUGCAGUGUUGUGGGUGACUGAAAUCCUAAAAGACAAAAGAGUGUGAGAGGACCGGGGAGAUGGGCACAGCGAGGUAGGCGCCCGUGAUUGUUACGUCAACAGCGGGGAAGUUCUUUGGCUUGUUCGGAUCUUCUCUCCAAGUGAGGCGUGAUUGUGCAUUCACGAUGAGUAAUAUCUACGAGUCUGCAGAGGCCACGCUGGGCUUUAUCAGCUCUCCAUGCCUAACCAAAGUGGAGCUGAGAGUGGCCUGUCGGGGAAUCUCAGACCGAGACGCCCUCUCCAAACCCGACCCUUGCGUGGUUUUGAAGAUGCAGUCUCAUGGCCAGUGGUUUGAGGUGGACCGUACAGAGGUGAUCCGCAGCAGUAGCGGCCCAGUCUUCUCCAAGAUCUUCCUGGUGGAUUAUUACUUUGAAGAGGUCCAAAGGCUUCGUUUUGAACUUCACGACAUCAGCUCGGGCAACAACGGCCUCCGUGAUGCUGACUUCCUCGGGGCCAUGGAGUGCACCUUGGGACAGAUUGUCUCACAAAGAAAACUCACCAAAGCCCUUCUCAAACAGGGAAAUACUGCUGGAAAGUCUUCCAUCAUGGUGACGGCGGAGGAGCUGUCUGGUAAUGACGACUACGUUGAACUCUCCUUCAGUGCUCGUAAGCUAGACGACAAGGACUUCUUCAGCAAGUCAGAUCCUUUCCUGGAGAUUUUUAGAAUAAAUGAUGAUGGAAGCGAGUCUCUUGUACAUCGAACAGAGACGGUCAUGAAUAACUUGAGCCCCGUUUGGAAAUCCUUCAAAGUUUCCUUGAACACUCUUUGCAGUGGAGACCAGGAAAGGGAGCUAAAGUGCACUGUUUGGGACUGGGACUCUAAUGGAAAGCAUGAUUUUAUUGGGGAGUUUCAGACCACAUUCAAGGAGAUGAGGGCAGAGCAGGAGGGCAAGCAGAUUCAGUGGGAGUGCAUCAACCCUAAAUACCAGAUAAAAAAGAAGAAUUACAGAAACUCUGGUGUCGUCUUUCUUAACCACUGUAAGAUCAUCAAAAUGUAUUCGUUCUUGGAUUAUAUCAUGGGAGGCUGUCAAAUCCAGUUCACAGUGGCAAUAGACUUCACAGCAUCCAAUGGGGAUCCUCGAAACAGCUGUUCCCUUCAUUACAUCCAUCCCUACCAGCCCAAUGAGUAUCUCAAAGCUUUAGUGGCCGUGGGGGAGAUCUGCCAAGACUAUGACAGCGAUAAAAUGUUCCCAGCUUUUGGUUUUGGAGCUUUAAUACCGCCUGACUUCAAGGUGUCACAUGAUUUCGCCGUGAACUUUGAUGAAGACAAUCCCGAAUGUGCUGGAAUCCAAGGUGUGGUUGAGGCCUACCAAAAUUGCCUUCCUAAGAUUCAGCUAUAUGGGCCCACCAAUAUCGCCCCAAUCAUCCAGAAAGUAGCCUCGUCUGCCUCUGAGGAGAUGCACACCAAAGAGGCCAUGGAAUAUUUCAUCCUACUCAUUCUGACAGAUGGCGUCAUCACCGACAUGGCCGACACGCGGGAGGCCAUCGUGCACGCCUCCCAUCUACCAAUGUCCGUCAUCAUCGUCGGCGUGGGCAACGCGGACUUCACAGACAUGCAAAUUUUGGACGGCGACGAUGGCAUCCUGCGGUCUCCCAAGGGCGAGCCCGUCCUCCGUGACAUCGUCCAGUUCGUCCCCUUUAAGGAUUUCAAGCAUGCAUCCCCAGCUGCCCUGGCAAAGAGUGUUCUGGCAGAAGUCCCAAACCAGGUGGUGGAUUACUAUAACGCUAAAGGCAUCAAACCCAAGUGUAUGUCGGACUAUGAGUCAACAAGGACCUUCAGUCCCUGACAAUGGACUGGCUAUACUAUAUACACGUUUACACUAAAAUACAAAUGUGCAUUGCUUACCUACACACACAUGCACAGCGCUUCAUGUAAAUACAUAGACAAUUGUCUAGCUCAGAGAAAUAGCUUGUUCUGGUGAACCAGUUUGAACCCCAUCAAUGACUAUUGCAUGUUUGGCCAUGAUGGCAUUACCUGGGAAUUAUUACUUGUAUAUCUUACAGAUGUUUAUAGAAAUGAGUCUACUGAACCAGCAUGCAGACCUCAGCCUACCUAAAGAAAUGACACUAUACCUUAUUUAUAUAACUAGCAGGUGCAUAGCUCACACAUAUGUGAUGAAUAUAUUCUGAGAACUAGCAUUGCACUUUGUAUUUACAUGAAUAUUAGUUUCCUUGUUAGUAUUUUUGCAUAACGGCAUGCAUAAUUCUGCUAGCAAAUCCCCUGUAGAUGCUUGCUGGUUAUGGAAUAAAGUAUCUCUGUCAUUUCAAUGACAUUCUGGGCUGUUUUUUUUCUACAGAAUGGUUUUUGGGGGCAUAAAUAACUGAAUAAUUGUAAUAAUUUCUUAAUAACCUUCCUAAAUUGUAAAGAGUUUUGCAGGGAUAGAUAGGUGUGUGUUGUAGACACAAAUCUGUGAACUGUUUUUCCCUGUAAACCGCAUGUUGAUGAUAAUAAAGGCAUUUUGCUUUUGUCAUUUUG
Molecule: messenger RNA, 2609 nt
Organism: Phycodurus eques (leafy seadragon)
Lineage: Eukaryota; Metazoa; Chordata; Actinopteri; Syngnathiformes; Syngnathidae
Gene: cpne4b
Product: copine IVb
Exons: 16
Coding region: 259-1920 (553 amino acids)
Biological process (GO): cellular response to calcium ion
Cellular component (GO): plasma membrane
Molecular function (GO): calcium-dependent phospholipid binding
Source: RefSeq, a predicted model, not a curated record